AAAAUGUGGUCUAAAACAGAUUCUACGAAAUAAACGUGAACUCUUCCAGGUAAUGUAUGGCAGAGCAGCUCAUGCAAGUUGGUUGACUGUUGAUACUUGAGCGGAUUUCUGCUUUUUAUUUUAUAUUAUGCUUUACAAAGUCUCUCAACAGUGCGCUUUUGUUACCUGUCCCCAAUUUUUAUAAUCAUCUCUUCCUUCAGCCUUUUUUAUGUCCUUUCUUCCUCUUUUUCUCCAUCUGUCUCUCUUGCCAUCCUUUGAUUUGCUAACAAUUUUGUACUUGCCCAGAUAUUGUUUUUUUAUUUUUAUUUUUUAUUUUUUUUACUUCCUCAAUCGUUCAAUUUUUCUGGUUCUCUCUUUUUUACUCCUGGAUUGCAUCCAAUUUCAGUAAAGAUUGGUCUUUGGAGUUGAAAGAAUUUUGCUUUUUUGUUUCUGGUCAUUUUGGGAUAUGGGGAAUUUCAUUGAUUGAUUAGGAAGCCGAAUUUUACUGGGUUUGGUGGAGGCCGCAGAAAGGGAAAAAAUGAAGGAUUUUGCUGGAACUCCAGGGACAUUGACUGCUCUUGGCUUGAGGAUUUCACAGUGUAUUUUUGCAGCCGGCUCAAUUACGGCCAUGGCCACCGCGUCCACCUUCUUUAAUUUCACUGCUUUCUGCUACCUUAUAGCUUCAAUGGGUUUGCAAGUCAUAUGGAGCUUUGGACUUGCAUUAUUAGAUGCAUAUGCCUUGAUCCAGAAGAAGGUUCUCCACAAUUCUAUCUUGGUCAGCCUUUUCGUAGUGGGAGAUUGGGUAACAGCAACGCUGUCUCUUGCUGCAGCUUCUGCCUCGGCGGGCAUCACAGUGCUCCUGUUUGAUGAUGUCAAACAUUGUAGUUAUUUAAGCGAAUGCGAAAAGUACCAAUUUUCAAUUGCUUUGGCCUUUUUGAGCUGGAUAACCAUUGCAAUAUCAUCUCUAAUUAUGUUAUGGCUACUGGCUGCAGGUUAGACAAUUUCUUGAAUGGAUUAAUGGCUAUGUCAUAGAAAUUUUCAUCAUUCUACGUUGUCAAUACAAAAGGAAAAAAGAAGAAUAGCAUAACCAUAUUCAAUUUUUUUUUUCA
Messenger RNA from Hevea brasiliensis (rubber tree), 1088 nucleotides. RefSeq names its product CASP-like protein 5B3. Gene Ontology annotation, cellular component: plasma membrane. The coding region runs from base 518 to 976 and encodes 152 amino acids. The record is from RefSeq and is a predicted model, not a curated record. NCBI's taxonomy places the organism in Eukaryota, Viridiplantae, Streptophyta, Magnoliopsida, Malpighiales, Euphorbiaceae. The transcript is spliced from 3 exons.